AUUCUUUGAACGACACUCAAAGCAGUCACAUUUUUUUCGGAACUAAAACUAUAAUUUAAUAGCUCACAUCAGCCAAUUUCGGACCAUAGACAAAACUUUUAGAGCUAGACCUUGGGGAUAAGAAGCCCUCUCAGCUCUAGCGUCAAGUGACGACGAGUGAGCCUCAGCGUAAUCUGGAAGUUUUGCGCUCAGUCUCUAUCAAAGAGCAAACUGCACUCGCCAACGAUCUCCUUGAGGAUAAAACCAGCUCUUUCGUAAUGGCUACUGGACAUUCCGGUCGCGGCAAGUUUCGAAGGACAGCGUGGUCGAGUUAAAGUCCGAAACUACUGCGAUUAAAACUUCUAUGGAUAUUCUUUAAAGUAACUUGCGGUUCAGCAAUUCCAGCAAAGCCGGUCAUCAAAGCAAGGUGCAAGCAUCCAGUUUUACGUUUCUACCACGCCAAGUUCGGCAAUAUUACCCAAAAGUGCUCGCAGCCCUGUUCGUUGGUUCAGCUACAGGGAAAUUAAAAGAGCUGUCUUCCGUACAGGACGAUGACAGCAAAAUCCAGAAUGCUCUGCCCUCCAAGUAAUUCGACUGCAUAUUUACGACCAUUGCAUCAAAUUUCUCAUUGAUUCCGGAUCAGUCAUGUCACUCAUAACGCUUUCGCUAUUAAAAAAAGGCAACGCUGUACAGACACACAUUAACGCAAUGUCGCUAACUCAUCAGUGAUUGAUACCAAUGGCACUCUGAGUCUAACGUUUGGCCGCAAUCUACAGCGCAAAUUCAACUGGCUUUUCGUCGUUAAUGACGUUUAAUCAGAAAUCAUUGCAGUUCCGUCAAAUUAAACAGCCAAUAUUCCGAGCUGCUUAGUCGUUUUAUCGAAACCUCUUUAACCCAUUCGACCCCGAAGUUGCCUGUGAGCAAUUUCAAAAGUUUAACGGCUAUCGGUAGUCGGUGCUUUUGUUUUUGUCUGCUUAUUCUUCGAGAUAACGGUGCUUUGAUGUGUAUACUUAGAAUGUAAGCAAAAAAAUUCUAGUUUGCGCAUCAUUUGACGAAAUUAUUUGGAAUGUGCUGGACGUGCCUCGCGUAAAAAGUGAUUGUUGUAUUGUGAGGUAUAUUGAAAAGAAAGUGAUUUACUUUUUAAUUACGCAUUAAAAGUUGAAGAAUCUGAGGAAUUUUCAAAGUAAUAAAGUUGCUUGUGAGCAACCUUGGGCCAUUGCACCACCAAAAUAUGAGACCAAAAGAAAAAGGUUUAUCAAAUGAUGAUAUUGAGAGAAUUGUCAACUUCGAUUGGGAUGUCUCCAGUGACGAAGAAAGUGGUGAUGAAAUGGAAGACAUCUCUGGAAUGUUGGAGAAUAAUUUAAAAAGUAUAUUGGAAAGGGGAGAAUCAAUAGAAUUUGAGCAUAUUGAAAAUUUGAUUGAUGAAAAAAGCAUUCAAGAAAAUAGUGUUGUGGCUGAUAAUUGCUUUGAAAAAGUUGAUCCCAAAACACUUAAGUGGAGAAAUAGGCCAUUUCAAGCUCCAGGGUGUAUUUGGGAAGAAGAUAGUAAUCGCCAAAUCGAUGAAGUGAAGACCCCUGUAGAGUAUUUCUGCAGCUUUUUUGACAAUAAUGUUAUUGAUUUAAUUACAAAUCAAACUAAUUUGUAUGGGUUGCAAGAGCACGGCAUAGAGCUGCAAUGUACUGGAGAUCAAAUAAAAGGUAUAUCGGAAUUUUAUUGUACUUGGGUGUCAUAAAAGUACCUCAAUUUAAAAUGGCUUGGUCAAAAGAAUACAAGCUUUCUGCUAUAUCGGAUGCAAUGCCACGAGGAAAGUUUGAAAAAAUCAAACAAUGUUUACAUUUCAACGAUAAUACAAAACAACUAAAAAAAGGUGAUUUGAACUAUGAUAAACUGUACAAAAUACGCCCUUUACUUGACAUUCUCAAAAAAAGUUUUGGUAAACUACCCCAAGAAGAACAUCAAAGCGUUGAUGAGCAAAUCAUUGCGUACAAAGGCCAAUCGUCUUAUAAGCAAUACAACCCAGCUAAGCCUCACAAAUGGGGUUUAAAAAUGUUUACGCGCGCUGGAACAUCUGGAUUAGUUUAUGACUUCACACUGUAUGUUGGCGAAGGCACUUGCCCAAACUUUGGAUUGGGAAUAUCUUCAGAUGUGGUAUUAUACUUAUCAAAAGGUCUUCCCAAAGGCAAACCUUUCAAGCUGUAUUUUGACAAUUGGUUUACGUCAGUUAGUCUCUUGGUUGCAUUGAAGGAAAAUGGCAUAUUUGCAACCGGAACUAUCCGCAAAAACCGCAUAAGCAGCUGUAGACUUCUUUCAGAUGCAGAAUUGAAAAAACGUGGAAGAGGAUCAUUUGAUACAAAAUAUGAAGUAAACAAUAAUCUGAUAUGCGUCAAAUGGUUUGAUAAUAAGUCGGUUCAACUACUAUCUUCGUAUGAAGACCAUCAGCCAGUUGGAAUGUGCAAACGAUGGAGUCCUAAAGAAAAAGUUUACAUUGAUGUUGUAAGGCCUGCUAUCGUAGGCUCUUAUAACAAGGGUAUGGGAGGAGUAGACUUAGCGGACAUGCUUAUGGAGCUAUAUAAAAUAAACCACCGUUCAAGAAAGUGGUACAUUAGAAUUUUUUAUUGGUGCUUGGGAACAUCAAUGACAAAUGCAUGGCUGCUGUAUAGAAAAAAUUUUCAUUUUCUAAACCCAAAUCAAAAGUAUAUACCGCUCAUCAAAUUUCAAAUGGAAGUUGCUCAUGAGCUGCUACAAUGUACUUACUCUACUUCAUUUGAAAAAAAGAGGGGUCGGCCAUCAAAUAUGCAAAGAGAAAACUCAAUAAUAUCUUUGGGUUCUCCAACUAGCAGUGUGUCUUCCAAUCAAUCCAAAAAAUCAGCCAAAUCCUACAAAUUCUAUGCGUUACGAUUGCAUGGAACAUUGGGUGGUAUUUACUGAAAAAGGGCGUUGCAGACUGUGUAAGACAGGAACCCCAAUGUCAAAAUGUAUUAAAUGUAAAGUACACCUAUGCUGUAACAACAAUAAAAACUGUUUUAUGUCUUACCAUACUUAAAAAUUGAAAAUAAACAAAAAUAACCAUCAACUAAAAAUGUAUUCUUUAAUAUACACUAUGGCCCAACGUUGCCCACAAGCAACAUCCGGUAGCGCCCAAACUAGUGGGGGUGGGGAGUUCAAACUUUACUCAAAUACUGCUUGGCCCAAUACAAACAGAAUACAAAAAAAAAAAUAUUUUUUUUUCGACAGGGAAAAAGUUGGGGUCGAAAGGGUUAAACAUGCGUCAAUAAUGACGUAGCGCAUUUUAUCGAGACAAUUGACCCCGUUUUCGAUAAGCCAAGACGGGGACUUCGACGAUUUAACAAGGAGUAUUUCGUCCUUCAAGUAGCCAAUGGGCGAACCCGAUUCACAACGAGUGUCGUACUAAUAGUGAUUAUCGCAAACUUAAUGCUUACACCAUUGGAGUCGCCCUGGCGCAGCAGGAUGGCGAUGUCUGGCUACCAGUAAGUUUCUUCUCUCGGAAACAGCCCUCAACAAAGCGAGGGCACAACACAUACGAUCUCAAACUACCGGCCAUAUUUUCCGGCAUUAUAGCUUCUAAACACAUUUUGGAGGGACGUUCUUCUUUUGUUAUAAAAACUGAUCAUAACCCAUUGCAAUAACCUUUAAAUCAAAAAUCCGCCAAAGCAUAUCCGCGUCAAUUGGAUUUCAUUUCUCAGUUUUUUACGGAAAUCGGUUACCACCCGUGGAGAACAAUGCAGUCGCAGAAGCACUGUCACUCAUAAAUGCAUAAAUGCAUAAAAGCAUGCCGACUAACGUCAUCGCCUAAGCGAUAUUUGACGCACAGCAAGCUGACAAGGAAAUUGCCGAACUGUCUGACCAAUUGACCAACUUGAUACAUUGAGUGAUAUUCCAUAUCUUUACUCCUCUUUCAAACAUGUCUGCGGAAACGGUUGCGAAGGCGUUGUACAUCCACUGGACUUACAAGCAAUGCAGUUGAAAAACCUUUGGAGCAACCCCAUACUGGACCACACCAAGUAGUUCACCGCGUGGAUGAGAAAGUCUACAUUAUAAACAUGGAUGGUCCCGAGAAAGCUUUACCAGUUGAUCUGUUUUCUCGACUGUGUGGAUUUCAGCCAGUCACCAGAACAGAAAGCUUUGCAACCGCCUUUGUCACAAUUUCCCGAAACAAUGCUUUAGCAGUUUUUUUUUACCUCGCCAGUCGACGAAGUCACUGGAGGGGGCAUAGAUGUGGCGACCAGGGCUCAGACCUAUUUCGCAACGCGAAGCAAUCAGCUGUUUUUAUAGGA
This is a messenger RNA of Drosophila elegans, 4274 nucleotides long. Its product is annotated as piggyBac transposable element-derived protein 3-like. Lineage: Eukaryota; Metazoa; Arthropoda; Insecta; Diptera; Drosophilidae. The transcript has 3 exons. Bases 1654 to 2907 code for a protein of 417 amino acids. The record is from RefSeq and is a predicted model, not a curated record.